UGUCUCACGGCCGGCGCUGAUUGGUUGUACCCGCCGGCAGGGCGGGGCUUAGAGCGGAAGCGGCGGAUGCGCGUGCGCGGAUCGUGCCCGGAGCGCCCCUAGAGCGGCGGAACCCCGGGACCAUGAGCAGCUCCGAGGAGGUGUCGUGGAUCUCGUGGUUCUGCGGCCUCCGCGGCAACGAAUUUUUCUGCGAGGUGGACGAGGAUUACAUCCAGGAUAAAUUCAAUUUAACGGGGCUGAACGAGCAGGUGCCGCAUUACCGGCAGGCGCUGGACAUGAUCCUGGACUUGGAGCCCGAUGAGGAGCUGGAGGAUAAUCCCAACCAGAGCGAUCUGAUCGAGCAGGCGGCUGAGAUGCUUUACGGGCUGAUCCACGCGCGGUACAUCCUCACCAACCGCGGCAUCGCCCAGAUGCUGGAGAAAUACCAGCAGGGAGAUUUCGGGUACUGCCCUCGGGUGUACUGUGAGAACCAGCCCAUGCUGCCCAUCGGGCUGUCGGACAUCCCCGGUGAGGCCAUGGUCAAGCUCUACUGCCCCAAGUGCAUGGACGUUUACACGCCCAAAUCCUCGCGGCACCACCACACCGACGGCGCCUACUUCGGCACCGGCUUCCCCCACAUGCUGUUCAUGGUGCACCCCGAGUACCGCCCCAAGCGCCCCGCCAACCAGUUCGUGCCCAGGCUCUACGGGUUCAAGAUCCACCCCAUGGCCUACCAGCUCCAGCUCCAGGCCGCCUCCAACUUCAAGAGCCCCGUCAAGACCAUCCGCUGAGGGACCCCCAAAAUCCCCCCUGGGACCCCCAAAAAUCCCCUCAGAACCCCCCAGACCCCGGAACCCCCCUGUGAC
Molecule: messenger RNA, 845 nt
Organism: Catharus ustulatus (Swainson's thrush)
Lineage: Eukaryota; Metazoa; Chordata; Aves; Passeriformes; Turdidae
Gene: CSNK2B
Product: casein kinase 2 beta
Exons: 7
Coding region: 123-770 (215 amino acids)
Cellular component (GO): cytoplasm; protein kinase CK2 complex
Molecular function (GO): protein kinase regulator activity
Source: RefSeq, a predicted model, not a curated record